GAACCAGAGAGUAAUACUGUGAGCACUGGGACCGCACUGGGAGCACUGGGGGUAGACAGGGAAUCAUACUGGGAGAACUGGGACCGCACUGGGAGCCCUGCGGGGAGUCAGGGAGUCAUACUGGGAGAACUGGGACCACACUGGGAGCCCUGCGGGGAGUCAGGGAGUCAUACUGGGAGCACUGGGACCGCACUGGGAGGACUCAGGGAGUCAUACUGGGAGUACUGGGAUCAUACUGGGAGCACUGGGACCGCACUGGGAGCACUGGUGGGAGUCAGGGGGUCAUACUGGUAGCACUGGGACGGCACUGGGAGCACUGGAGGUGGUCAGGGAGUCGUACUGGGAGCACCGAGACCGCACUGCGAGCACUGGGGGGAGACAGGGAGUCAUACUGGGAGCACUGGGACCGCACUGGGAUCGCUCUAUGCUGGUCCAUACUGGGAUCACUGGCCCGUACUGGGAUCACUGGUCCGCACAGGGCCGUACUCCAUCUCCCAUCAUCCCCUGCGCCGGAAGUGGGCGCGGUUUCCGGCCGCGGUGGGCGUUGCCCUGUGACGCGCGGCAGCAUGGCGGAGCUGGGGUCGCCGCGGGAGGUCGCGCAGUUUCAUGACAAGAUAGAUUCGACUCUUGAGAGUCUGAAAGGCACAGUUGAACGUCUGAGGCAGCCACCUUCGAUCUCAGCAGAGGUUGAGAAGAUUAAAGAGCAAAUCAGUGAAAAUAAGAACGUGUCAGUGGAUCUGGAAAGACGUCAGCCGGUGUAUGAGACGCUUAAACAGAGAGGGAAGGAAAUGAUUGCUCGCUCAGAAGGAGCCGAUAAGGAUAUAUCUGCUAAAGCUGUUCAAGAUAAACUAGACCAAAUGGUCCUCAUUUGGGAAGACAUCCAGACCUUGACUGAGGAGAGGGAGGCCAAAUUGUUGGAUGUAAUGAAACUAGCCGCAAAGUUGUGGUGUAGUCACGUGGCUCUUGCAGCUACUAUUAAAGAUACUCAGGAGCUCAUUGGAGAACUGGAGGGACCUGGAGUUGACCCAUCUCUAGUCAAGCAACAGCAAGAAGACAUUGAGCACAUCACUGAGACUUUUGAAAGUGAUACGUACUUGAGAUUCCCUGAGUAA
Chroicocephalus ridibundus (black-headed gull) is the source of this 1112-nucleotide messenger RNA. Its product is annotated as dystonin-like. Gene Ontology annotation, cellular component: focal adhesion; cytoplasm; hemidesmosome. The record is from RefSeq and is a predicted model, not a curated record. The coding region runs from base 567 to 1112 and encodes 181 amino acids. Gene Ontology annotation, biological process: intermediate filament cytoskeleton organization; hemidesmosome assembly; wound healing. Gene Ontology annotation, molecular function: structural molecule activity; microtubule binding. NCBI's taxonomy places the organism in Eukaryota, Metazoa, Chordata, Aves, Charadriiformes, Laridae. The transcript has 4 exons.